This is a messenger RNA of Penicillium angulare, 1683 nucleotides long. RefSeq lists its product as uncharacterized. The record is from RefSeq and is a predicted model, not a curated record. NCBI's taxonomy places the organism in Eukaryota, Fungi, Ascomycota, Eurotiomycetes, Eurotiales, Aspergillaceae. The transcript is spliced from 3 exons. The coding region runs from base 1 to 1683 and encodes 560 amino acids.
AUGAAGCCCAUGAGCAAAAGUGGCUUUAAGAUGUUGGUUGUGGACCAAGAAAGUCUUCUAGAUCCCAUCAAAAAGAAACGCGCCAGGCGCGGCGAGUCAAAUGUGAUGAGGGAAAGCCAUGCUGUGCUCGGUAGCUUUUUCUGUUCCUAUCGAUCUAGCAUUUUCCCAGCUAAACCAUCCACAGGUGUACAAGUACCAAUCGACAAUGCAAGCAGAGCAUUAUUACCCAAAGCCCUUUCGCCCGGUCUUGCGGUAGAAUUUGCUGCUGAGCCACAGGCCUUAGAGUUCUUUUUUCUCAAGACCGCCCCCCAGUUAGCGGGCUUCUUUGGCGAGGCCUUCUUCCAGGGGAGUGUACUGCAACUCAGCCUUACAGAGCCCGCCAUCCGCCAAGCUAUUGGGGCCAUCGGUUUUUUACAUGAGCGCGCAGCAACGGGAAAGCUUUCAAAAAGCAGAGAUACAUCGUUCUCGAAUUCCAAUCUUCAUCUCCAAUUAUAUAACCGGUCAAUUCACUCUGUUCUAAAGGCGUCAUCUGACCCCGAUAAAUUAUCUUUUGUCGCAACAGCAAGUGUCUUGUUUGCCUGCUUCGAGGUCUUCCAUGGAAAUAGAAUCGCUGCAGAAACACAUAUCAAAAGUGGAAUAAGCCUUCUAAAUUCAUGGCGCGACAAAACCAAGCGAGUCAAAAGCCCUUGGGGUAGAAGGUACCCAUCAUCCGAAUCGCGAUUUAUGGAAACACAAGUUGCACCACUCCUAAGUCUCUUCAAUCUUAGCAUAAUGAAACCUUGCAAUGGGGGUCGCGUUCAAUUUAUGCUUAAUCCCGUCUCUAAUGGAAUACUUCAUCUGGCCAAGAAAUUCGAAGGACUAGAAGAGACUAGAAAUGCAUUCUUGGACAUGCUAGCUGCAGCAACAGCCAAUCCCGAAAUUAAGUGCGAGAAUAAAAGUGCAGCAGAUAUUGAAGUAUUUUUAUUAUCGGACACUGGUCAGGGCGCCAUGGAAAAGUGGAAUAGAAGCGUUGACGAUUUGGUCUAUCGGAAUAGCCACUCGUGGGGCAAGAAAGAACAACGAUCGGCGAAUGCUUUACAUCUCAUCAAGUUAAGCGCGCAGCUCAGCAUGAUCGCAUAUCAAGCUCAAACAGAAUGUCAUUGGGACAAGUCUUACGAAGACUACAAGGAGUUAAUUCGACUUUGUGAAGCUAUUGUAUUGGAUCACGAGAAGUCUGGAGAUGAUUUCUCCAGAACAAUGAAUAUAGACUGUGGUCUUAUAUUUGCACUCCAUGCCGGUGCUUGGAAGUGUCGUUGGCCGAAACUGCGCCAGCGUGGUCUAGAUUUACUACUGCGGAUUCCUAAGCGUGAAUGGUUCUUCGAGUCAAAGCAUUACCAUCAAAUAUUCGCACGCAUCAAAGAAAAGGAAGAGGAACACCUGAGUCUACCCCUGAAGUGGGAGACUGAUGAGACCUGUCUACCUCCGGAACAUGUUCGGAUUCAUAAUUUUACGGUAGAAGCUCAGUCUAAUACACUGAAUGGCUGUCCUGUCUACGCUGUCUCCUUUUGGAGCAAACCCCAUGGCUUAGAUGGCCCAUGGAAUUGUUCUACUGAGACAAUGUGCCUCGAAUCUACCCAGGCAGUUGAGGCGGAUAUACCGUUCAAUUUAUUCGGUCCUAAUGUAUCAAUGGCACCUCAGCACUAA